Molecule: messenger RNA, 2100 nt
Organism: Condylura cristata (star-nosed mole)
Lineage: Eukaryota; Metazoa; Chordata; Mammalia; Eulipotyphla; Talpidae
Gene: SLC22A14
Product: solute carrier family 22, member 14
Exons: 11
Coding region: 1-1908 (635 amino acids)
Biological process (GO): transmembrane transport
Cellular component (GO): membrane
Molecular function (GO): transmembrane transporter activity
Source: RefSeq, a predicted model, not a curated record
AUGGCAGAGGAAAUCAGCUGUAAGGCCUCCACUCCCAGGAGGCUGAGUCAUGAAACAUCAGGACACUUCCCUACGUGGUCGCUGGAGACACUGUUACAGAGACUGAGGUCCCUAAACACCAAGCAAGAUGACAAGUUGGCCCACAUCCUGGAUGUGGUGGGAGAGUUUGGCACAUUCCAGCGGAGGCUGGUGGCUCUCACCUUCAUCCCCAUCAGCCUGUCAGCCUUCUUCAUUUUUGUUGACCACUUUGUGUUCACAGCCCAGAAACCCUAUUGCAAUACCAGCUGGAUACUGGCCGUCGGCCCCAACCUAUCUGAGGCUGAGCAGCUGAAUCUGACUCUGCCCAGAGAACCCAAUGGCAGUUUCCUGACGUGUCUCAUGUACUUGCCUGUGAACUGGAACCUGGAUUCUAUCAUCCAUUUUGGCCUCAACGACACCGUGUCAUGCCAAGAUGGGUGGAUCUACCCUGAUGCCCAGGAGCGAUCACUGAUCAAUGAGUUUGACUUGGUGUGUGACAAGGAAUUCAGCUGGAAUAUCGUGCAGGCCAUAUUGUGGUCGGGGAUCCUGAUAGGAUCUAUCAUCUUUGGGUUCCUAAGUGACAGGCUGGGCCGCUACCCCUGCAUCCUGCUCUCGCUGCUGGGACUGAUCAUCUUCGGCUUCGGGACAGCUUUUGUCAAGAGCUUUCGCCAGUAUCUCUUCUUCCGCUUUGGCGUGUCCCAGGCGGUGACCGGCUAUCUCAUCAGCAGUGUGUCUUUAGCCUCUGAGUGGCUGGGGGGUGAGCACCGGGCCCACGCCAUCAUCCUGGAAAACUGCUUUUUCACCGUGGGGCUCAUGUUCCUGACAGGGCUUGCCUAUAGCCUGCACCACUGGCGCCUGCUGUUCCUGGUGGGGGGAGCCCCUACCUUCCCCCUCAUCGCCUAUAUCUGGAUCCUCCCAGAGUCGCCGCGGUGGCUAAUGAUGAAGGGGAAGACGGAGGAGGCCAAGAAGGUGCUGCGCUAUGCCGCUUAUGUGAACAAGAAGACCAUUCCUGUAAGUCUGCUGAACAAGUUACAUCUUUCCAGCAAAAAGGUGACUGAGGCCUCUGUCCUGGACUUCUAUAGCAAUAAUUACCUCCGCAAGUUUGUCUUGGUGAUGGUAUGUGUGUGGUUUGCUAUCGGUUACAACUAUUGUCUGCUGAGCACCCAGAGAAGGGAUUUCAGCACCAGCAUUUACUUCACAACGCUGAUCCCCAGCAUCAUGAAGUUGCCCGCCCGGCUAGGCUGCAUCUUUCUCCUGGAGCAGGUUGGGAGGAAGAGGAGCCUGAUUUUCACUUUCUUCCAAGGCUCUCUCUUGUGCUUCAUCAGCCUUCUCAUUCACCCAGGUAAAGACGCAGGCCUGGCACUGAAUUGGCCCUCCUCACCUCAGAGGUCACUUUGUCUGACCACAGAGCUGAAAUCCAUGUACACCUUGCUGGUCAUGUUGGGCGAGUUCAGCCUGAUCGCGUCGUUCACUGUGCUCCUGGCCUACUCCACAGAGCUCCUCCCCACUGUCCUCAGGUCUACGGGUCUGGGGCUGGUGACUCUGGCCUUGGCAGCUGGAGUCAUCAUGUGCUUGACAUUCAUCAGUCACGACCAGAACUUCCUGCCCAGCUUUCUCUGCUGUUUCUCAGCCACCCUGGCUUUGCUGCUCUGCAACUUGCUGCCGGAAACGCGAAACCAACCCCUCUUUGACAGCCUGGAGCACUUACCCACAUUGAAAAAGUCUCUGUCCCUGGAAAUGACUGAUGACCUCACAAGUGAUGACAUGACUGAAGUGGCCAAGAACACCUUUCUCAAUGCCACAAUGGAGAAUUUCAACUCAGACUCCAUCUCCAGCAUGAGGCAGACCUACGAGGACACAGUUAGUCAGGCAGAGGAGGCAGCUGACUGAGGGCAGGCCCAGGAUGACCUGGGAUUGGAGUUCAGUGUCUGGGCGUGGGGCCCUGGAUUCCAGAUGCUGACUGCCAGGCCUAGACCAGUUUGGGGAACAGAGUCAGUCCUGCUCUGAGGCCAGCCUUUGAGAUCCCCAAAUUACCCCUUCUGGGGGAGCUAGGGUGUGAUUCAUUCUAAUAAAGGUAACAUG